Messenger RNA from Procambarus clarkii (red swamp crayfish), 5617 nucleotides. The record is from RefSeq and is a predicted model, not a curated record. Lineage: Eukaryota; Metazoa; Arthropoda; Malacostraca; Decapoda; Cambaridae.
UGUGUGACGUCAAGACGUGGGAGUGCUGCGUCCACCAGGGAGGUAUAUAAGAGGGCGAGCAGCGGCCUCCCGUACCUCAGUUACUUCUGCUGCAGACAUGACUGGUGUCCUGGUGAAGACCUGCCUGCUGGGGGCCCUCGCCCUUGCCCUCCUCUCAGGAGCGGAGGCUCAGUGCCCCGAGACGGUGAUUGAGCAGCAGUUUGCCGGAAGGUACAUAGCUGAGUUCUCCUACAUCCCGCCUAACCCCAUCACGAGCCUCUCUCUGGAGCUCCACUUCAGCUCACCUGUUGACACCCUCACGUUCUAUGCCGGGUCAGUGACCAAGGUCGACGACUACACCUUCAUCUUGUCGCAGCCGGACCUCCACACCAACCCGGGAGAAGCCGUUCACUCUAAGUUUGAGCUCACCUUCCACCAUUAUAUCCCCUACGUGAUCGGCGAGGUGUUCAACAACGACCAGCUCUGUGAAACGACGUUCACCACACCGACGCCCAUGGUCAACCCUUGUGAAGAGACUGGCAUAACGCCCUACGACUACAGUCAGGCACUGUGCAUGUCCUUCCUGUUCUACGAGGCCCAGCGGUCAGGUGUUCUGCCAGCAGACCAGCGUGUCAUCUGGCGAGGCGACUCUGCUCUUGGCGACGGCUCCGAUGUGGGCCACGACCUCACUGGUGGAUAUUACGAUGCUGGUGAUCACGUCAAGUUUGGGUUCCCGAUGGCUUACACCGCCACUGUGCUGGCUUGGGGCCUCAUAGACUUUGCUGAUGGAUACGAGACUGCCGGUCAGACAGAAUACGCUCGGGUAGCGAUCAAGUGGGCCACAGACUACUUCCUCAAGGCUCACACUGCCACUGAUGAAUUCUACGGCCAGGUGGGUAACGGAGGUAUUGACCACGGCUACUGGGGCCGCCCUGAGGACAUGACCAUGGAAAGACCUUCCUACAAGAUCGACGAAGCGAAGCCCGGUAGCGACUUGGCCGGGGAGACAGCCGCAGCCCUCGCCGCAGCCUCCAUUGUCUUCCAGGACGUGGACUCGGCCUACGCCGCCCAGUUGCUGGACGUGGCCAAGGAACUCUACGACUUCGCCGACAACUUCCGCGACAUCUACGACAACUCCAUCACAGACGCAACUGCAUAUUACCAUUCGUGGAGUGGUUACGGGGACGAGCUGGGUUGGGCUGCGCUGUGGUUGGCCAGAGCCACCGGCGACGACGCCUACCUCACCCGCGCCAAGGGUCACUGGGACGAGUUCAACUACGUAAAGGAUGACGUGCAGCAGUUCGCCUGGGACGACAAGAGGGCUGGUGUCUAUUCGCUGCUGACGCUUCUGGACGGCUCCAGUGAGUACUCUGAUCCCCUCGUCAAGUACCUGAACUGGCUGAAAACGUCAGCUUCCUACACCCCUGAAGGUCUGGUCUUCCUGGACCAGUGGGGCUCCAACCGCCACGCUGCCAACGUCGCCUUCAUCGCCCUUUGGGCUGCCAAGAACGGCAUUGACCCAGAAGCCAACCGGGAGUGGGCCCGGGGCCAGAUUGGCCAGCUGUUGGGAGACAACCCGAAAUACCACAGCUUCGUUGUGGGCUUCGGUGAGGACCCUCCCCAGAGACCCCAUCACCGCUCCAGCUCCUGCCCGUCUCCUCCACAAACCUGCGAGGGAAUGAUGUCCUAUGACGGUCCCAACCCGCACACCCUGUACGGCGCGCUCGUCGGCGGCCCUGCACAGGACGGCUCCUACAACGACGACCGCCAGGACUACCAGCACAACGAGGUGGCCUGCGACUACAACGCUGCCUUCUCCGGGGCUCUGGCCGCCUUGGUCGAGCUCAGUGUGUGUGUGUGUGUGUGUGUGUGUGUGUGUGUGUGUGUGUGUGUGUGUGUGUGUGUGUGUGUGUGUGUGUGUUCUCUCCACAUCAGGUGGGUAUAUAAGGGGGGUCGGGUACAUUCGUUCAGUACCUCAGUUACUUCUGCUGCAGACAUGGCGGGUGUCCUAGUGAAGACCUGCCUGCUGGGGGCCCUCGCCCUCACAAUCCUACUUUCAGGAGCAAAGGGGCAGUGCGAGCACACCGCCAUCGAGACGCAGUUCCCCGGCAAGUACAUGGCGACGUUCGACGCUGUGGCUCCCGUUACUAUCGACGGCCUCACCCUGGAGUUAACGUUCAGUACCCCCGUCGACGAAGUUGAGUUCUAUGACGGCACGUCGACCAGGAUCGACGAAUACCACUACACCCUCGUAAGCCAGAACAUCCACGCCAACCCGGGAGAGAACAUUCAUACCAAGUUCCAGGUCCACUACUCCCACUUCAUACCGUUUGUCACCAAUGAGGUGGUCAACGGUAUUGAGAUCUGCGACGUUGUGGUCACCACGCCGACGCCCAUGACCAACCCUUGUGCCGAGACUGGCAUGACGCCCUACGACUACAGCCAGGUGCUGUGCAUGUCCUAUGUGUUCUAUGAGGCCCAGCGGUCAGGUCCUCUGCCAGCAGACCAGCGCGUCACCUGGCGAGGAGACUCUGCUCUUGACGACGGCUCCGAUGUGGGCCACGACCUCACUGGCGGCUACUACGACGCUGGUGACCACGUCAAGUUUGGGUUCCCGAUGGCUUACACCGCCACUGUGCUGGCUUGGGGCCUCAUAGACUUCGCUGAUGGAUACCAGACUGCCGGUCAGACGGAAUACGCUCAGGUAGCGAUCAAGUGGGCCACAGACUACUUCCUCAAGGCUCACACUGCCAGUGACGAACUUUACGGCCAGGUGGGUAACGGAGGUAUUGACCACGGCUACUGGGGCCGCCCUGAGGACAUGACCAUGGAAAGACCUUCCUACAAGAUCGACGAAGCGAAGCCCGGUAGCGACUUGGCAGGAGAGACAGCCGCAGCCCUCGCCGCAGCCUCCAUUGUCUUCCAGGACGUGGACUCGGCCUACGCCGCCCAGUUGUUGGACGUGGCCAAAGAACUCUACGACUUCGCCGACAACUUCCGCGACAUCUACGACAACGCCAUUACAGACGCAACUGCGUAUUACCAUUCGUGGAGUGGUUACGGGGACGAGCUGGCCUGGGCGGCGCUGUGGUUGGCCAGAGCCACCGGCGACGACGCCUACCUCACCCGCGCCAAGGGUCACUGGGACGAGUUCAACUACCUAGAGGAGGACGUGCAGCAGUUCUCUUGGGACGACAAGAGGGCUGGAGUCUAUUCACUGCUGACGCUUCUGGACGGCUCCAGUGAGUACUCUGAUCCCCUCGUCAAGUACCUGAACUGGCUGAAAACGUCAGCUUCCUACACCCCUGAAGGUCUGGUCUUCUUGGACCAGUGGGGCGCUAACCGCCACGCUGCCAACGUCGCCUUCAUCUCUCUUUGGGCCGCCAAGAACGGCAUUGACCCAGAAGCCAACCGGGAGUGGGCCCGGGGCCAGAUUGGCCAGCUGUUGGGAGACAACCCGAAAUACCACAGCUUCGUUGUGGGCUUCGGUGAGGACCCUCCCCAGAGACCCCACCACCGCUCCAGCUCCUGUCCGACUCCCCCGGAGACCUGCGACGGAAUGUUGACGUACGACGGACCUAACCACCAGACCCUCUACGGCGCCCUCGUCGGCGGACCUUCGGCGGGCGGCGACUACAACGACGACCGCCAGGACUACCAGCACAACGAGGUGGCCUGCGACUACAAUGCUGCCUUCUCCGGGGCUCUGGCCGCCUUGGUCGAGCUCAAGUGGGAUCCACGCUGCUCCCGCACUACAGUCUCUUCAGCGGCAGACAUGGCUGCGGGUGUCCUAGUGAAGACCUGCCUGCUGGGGGCCCUCGCCUUCCUCUCAGGAGCGCAUGCGCAGUGUGACAAUGUGGUCAUCACCAACACAUGGCCAGGUAACUACCAGGCCGAGUUUACCGCCACCGCUCCUGCAGCCAUCAAUGGUCUAAGUCUGGAUGUGGUGUUCAGCUCACCGGUCGACGCUGUUGAUUUCUACGAGGGACAGUCGACCAAGGUGGACGACACUCACUACACUCUCAUCGACAACAACAUCAAUGUGGCUGAAGGGGCGCAAAUCAAGUUCACCUUCCAGGUCCAUUACUCUGGAGUCACUCCUCUGGUCAUCCACGAGGUGCUGAAUGGCGCAGAAAUCUGCGACUCGGCCUUCACCACACCCGCGCCCAUGGAGAACCCUUGUGCGGCCACUGGCAUGAGUCCCUACGACUACAGCCAGGUGCUGUGCAUGUCCUAUGUGUUCUACGAGGCCCAGCGGUCAGGUCCUCUGCCAGCAGACCAGCGCGUCACCUGGCGAGGAGACUCUGCUCUUGACGACGGCUCCGAUGUGGGCCACGACCUCACUGGCGGCUACUACGACGCUGGUGAUCACGUCAAGUUUGGGUUCCCGAUGGCCUUCACCGCCACAAUGUUGGCUUGGGGCCUGAUUGACUUCGCCGAGGGACACCAAAAUGCUGGUCAGGUAGAGUACGGUCAGGCAGCUCUCAAGUGGGCCACUGACUACUUCCUCAAGGCUCACACCGCCCAUGAUGAAUUCUACGGCCAGGUGGGCGCAGGUGGAACCGACCACGCCUUCUGGGGCCGCCCCGAGGACAUGACCAUGCAGCGACCUUCUUACAAGAUCGAUGAAUCACGCCCAGGUAGCGACUUGGCUGCUGAGACUGCUGCCGCACUCGCUGGAGCAUCCAUCGUCUUCAAGAGCGUGGACCCAGCUUACUCCGACGAGGUGCUGGGCGUGGCCAAGGAGCUCUUCGAAUUUGCUGACAAAUACCGCGACAUCUACGACAACUCCAUCACAGACGCCACUGCGUUUUACCACUCGUGGAGCGGGUAUGGGGACGAGCUGGCUUGGGGAGCCCUGUGGCUAGCCAGGGCCACUGGCGACGACUCCUACCUCACCCGCGCUAAAGGAUUCUAUGACGAGUUCAGCCUUAAUGGAGAUGUUGUGCAGUUCGCUUGGGAUGACAAGAGAGCCGGAGUCUUCGCACUCUUUACACUCUUGGACGGCUCCAGCGAGUACCAAAACGCGCUGGUCGGGUACUUGAGCUGGCUGAAGAACGAAGCACCAUACACACCGGAGGGCCUCGUCUUCCUUGAUGCCUGGGGCGCCAACCGCCACGCCGCCAACGUCGCCUUUAUCGCCCUCUGGGCCGCCAAGAACGGCAUUGACACAGAAGCCAACCAGGAGUGGGGCCGAGGCCAGAUUGGUCAGCUGUUGGGAGACAACCCGAAAUACCACAGCUUCGUUGUGGGCUUCGGUGUGGACCCUCCCCAGAAACCCCACCACCGCUCCAGCUCCUGUCCUAACCCUCCUGCCGACUGCUCCAGCGGCCUCUCCAACCCAGGCCCCAACCCUCACGUCCUCUACGGCGCCCUUGUCGGAGGUCCAUCUCAGGACGGUUCCUACACUGACGACCGCCAGGACUACCAGCACAACGAGGUGGCUUGCGACUACAAUGCUGCCUUCUCCGGGGCUCUGGCCGCCUUGGUCGAGCUCAGUUAAGAGACUAGACCUGACUCAACACCAUCUUAGAAUUAGCUCACUACUUUGAUUUUCUUUCUAAUAUACAUUUGCUAUUGCUGAAAUGCAUUAUAAUGCUUAAAUUAUACCAAAAGUCACAAUAAAAACAUUAAAAUA